AAAAUUUUAUUAUUGUUUUCUUGCUUUAGAAAUAUAUGAAAGCCUUAAAAAGUUCUGACUAUUGUGGAAUUGUUGAUGGUGGCAUUGUAGAUGAAAUAUUUUUUCAAAUUCCUGAAAUUUUAAGCAUUCAUGAAGAAUUUCUUGAUGUUUUUACUCAAAGAUAUAACACUUGGGAUGUUUUGAGUACAGUUGGAGAUCUUUUUGUUGAAACGUUUACAAAACAACAAGUUAUAGACACCUACACAUCGUUUAUUAACAACUGGAAAUGUGCUAAAGAAGCUACCAAAGUAACAACUCUGGCUAAACCAGCAUUUGCCAGGUUUUUGGAGCAUAUGUCUCGAGAACAUAAGGGAAAGCUUGCUCUGGAUGCUCUUCUCAUAAUGCCAGUUCAACGGAUUCCCCGCUAUGAAUUACUUUUAAAGGAACUUUUAAAACAUACAAAUAUGGAACACUCUGACUAUAACCUUUUAGUUCAAGCUCAGAAGGAAGUUCAUGAAUUAGCUUUAAAAAUUAAUCGUGUAGAAAGGGAAGCUUUUCAGCAAGAAAUAAUACAACAGAAAGUUCGAGAAAUUGAACAAUAUAUUGAAGGUGUGAUUGAUCUUGUUCAGCCCGACCGAGAAUUUAUUCGUCAUGAUACUGUAACAAUACCUGGAAGUCUGGGAACUAAAAAAGAAAGAUGCCUUUUUCUUUUUUCUGACCUCAUGCUUAUCACCACCAUCAAAAAGAAAACAAUUAGAAAACCUUCAACUGCAGCCCUUUCAUCUUCACAAAAUGCAAAUGUUUUGGAAAUGAACAAAUACAAAUACCUCACGAGAUUUCCACUUGAUAGCAUGGAUAUAUCAAAAAGUACUAAUAUUAAUUUAAGGAGGACCUUGAAAGACAUUAAAAAUUUGGAGGAGGAUAUCAUUGUGCUAAAGGAAAUAAGUGAUUUAAUUAGCAAACUGAAUACACCACACCAGGUGUUGGAGGAUGUUGUGAAAGAUUUAUCAAAUGGGAUCUCAAAGCAUUUGCUUGAAAAACAAAACAAUGAUCUACCUUUAGUUUGUUUAGAGCUUGCUGUUACUUCUGCUGAGAGAGCAGAAAAUCUAGUAAUUCACUUUCCUUCAGCUGAACGCAAAGCCCUGUGGGAAGCAACAUUCAAUGAAGCAAAGCAGAAACUUGCUGCAUCUACAGGAAGAAGAUUUCCUCCUGAGUUCCUAAUUCCUCUGCCAAUUCGCAAAACUAGAGCUGGUCUCCAGUUUACCUGUGCCAGUGCAACUCCAUUGGGUAUUAAUCAACAAGGAUUAAGAGAUGUUUGGGUGUGCAACAGUGAUGGCUAUGUAGGACAAGUCUGUGUGCUUAGCUUACUGCCUGAGCCAACGGUUAUGUCUUGCAAUGGUAUCUGUAACACUCGAAUUCUCACAAUUUCCUCAGCUCCAGCUCUAAUGGUGGCUGAUAAAAACAGAUGGAGGCCUGAAAAUAUGACAGGAGUAAGCAUUGAAGUUGAAGAAGUUGAAGGAGGGUGUAUUGAAGUUGAUAUUAACACUAGAAACAUCCAACUUGAUAGUGACUCCAGUGAAGAAGAUGAUGAUAUUGAAAUAGAUGUUUCUGAAAAGAAAUCAGACGAAAAAGCAGAUUCCUUUUCAAGAGAGGAAGAUAAUAAUCAAGAAGAUGAUAAUAAUCAACCAACAAUGUGGCUGGGCACUCAAGAUGGAUGUAUCCUUGUAUACAACUCCUAUGAUAAUAUUAGAACAAAGAAACAUAAAUAUAAGUUUCAGUUAGCUUCUGCUAUACAGUGUAUCAUAUACAUGGAUAAUAAAGUUUUUGUCUCAGUCAUUGAUGGAGAAAUUUACAUCUAUAAAAGAGAACUAGGAGCAGGGUGGUAUCCUAAUGAACCAGCAGUUAUAAAUGUUGGAAAUAAAAAUUCCACUGUCAGUAAAAUGUUGGCGGUUACUGGAAAACUUUGGUGUUCUUGCGAAAAUAUGGUAUACAUUUUAAACACCACAUCAAUACAGGAAGAGCAUUCUUUUGCUGUGUGUAAUGAUGCAACACGGUUUAUCAGCUGCAUGGUAACGUCAGGAUUAGGGGUUUGGCUUACUCUCCAUCAUAGUGCCAUUAUUAGACUUUAUCAUGCUACUUCAUACUCACCACUUUUGGAUGUCAAUGUCUCACCAGUUGUUUCUAAGACAUUAUCAGAAACAGAUGAUAUAAUCAAGCAACACAAAUCAGCCUGUUUAAGGGUUACAGCCAUGCUAGCUUCUAAGGAUAUUCUUUGGGUUGGUACUAGUGCCGGAGUCAUUCUUACUUUCCCUCUUCCUCAUCUAACUUCAUCUACUACAAUUGUAGAAGACUCUCCUACUGUUUCUGGUCUUUCCCAUGGACAUACAGGGCAUGUUAGAUUCUUAACAUGUGUUGAAAUGACUCCUGGAUACGUUUUAGAACAAGUGAGCUUUCAAAAGUAUGUUUUUCGAUUAGUGAAAUCAAAGAGUCGACGAGCAUCAACAAAUAAUGCCUGUAAACUGUUAGUCAUAAGUGGGGGUGAUGGUUAUGAAAAUUUCCAUCAGUCUGGUGGUAUAGGAGAAGCAGCUGGUCGUGAUGAUAGCACUAAUCAUUUACUUCUGUGGCAAGUGUGAAGUCAAUUUACCUGUGAUAAUAACAUAUUUAUUCACAAUAUUAUGGUGAUAAUUCAAUGAAUGAAAAUUUGUUAAAUGAAUAUUUGAUUGUAAACACUUUUUGAAUGUAACAUUGUAAACACUUCGAUGUAAUUAUUUCUUUUACUGUCUAUUUUUAUGGAAAUAUGUAGUUAAAAUUAAGCCAUUAUAAAUUAAGUUAUUAUGACAUUGUAUAAUAUGUAAUUAAAUUAUUAUAAAAUUAUAUUAUAAUUUUCCAGAGAAACUUAUUUUACCUUACUGAUUUAUUGUGUUCAAAAUUAUCUUAAUACCUUUUUAAAUAACAAUGAAUUUAAACAUAUCAUCUAAUUUAAAUGCUCUUAAACGGGGAUAAAUAAAAUAUUUUUUAAAAAUUUAAAAUUCAUAUUUCUUGCAAGAAAUUUCCUUAAGUAAUAUUUUUGUUAGUUUAUUGAACUUAUGAGUUUGAAACAAACAAGCAUGAAUUUCUUUUUUAAAUCCACCUAACUUACCAUUCAAUGAUCAUUAAGAAAAAGAUUUUAAUCAUGGAAAAUUGUUUUAUUAUUCAUGAUAAAGAUACAGGGUGUUCCAUAAUUCCCACAUUUAAUGUAUACUUUUUUAGAAUCGUCAUCCAAAAUAAAGUUUUAAAGUAUUAAAAAUUAAUAUUUGAGUGAGAAAUAAAUCAAAAAUUUGAUCAAUUUAAGAAAAAAGAAUCCUAACAAAAUGUCAAACAAAAAUCCUAACAAAUUGUCAACAAUUUUUGAGUUUCAUCUAAUAAAUUAAUUACCUUUUAUUAAUUAUAAAAGGGUUAUUUAAAGUAAUGGCAAUAUACGAGGAAAAUAUUUUGUAAUAAAUGUACAAGCAAAAAUAAUAUAUAUAUAGAUAUAAUAAAUAAAUAAA
Messenger RNA from Parasteatoda tepidariorum (common house spider), 3506 nucleotides. The record is from RefSeq and is a predicted model, not a curated record. NCBI's taxonomy places the organism in Eukaryota, Metazoa, Arthropoda, Arachnida, Araneae, Theridiidae.